Molecule: messenger RNA, 1656 nt
Organism: Plasmodium knowlesi strain H
Lineage: Eukaryota; Apicomplexa; Aconoidasida; Haemosporida; Plasmodiidae
Product: conserved Plasmodium protein, unknown function
Exons: 1
Coding region: 1-1656 (551 amino acids)
Source: RefSeq, a predicted model, not a curated record
AUGAUUAAAAAUGAACAUGGAAAACAAAAUGGCAAAAGCGCAGUUGGGUACCUUGUCCUCGUGUUAGCCUACAUCUUUAUAUCGGCGCUGUUGUCAUUAUACUGCAUGGUCAGGAGGGCAAAGGGGGAGCUCCAAAAGUGUCGACCGAUAAAUUGGCAUUUGUGCCGACUUAAAACAUUUAUUAAAAAAACGAUAAAGAGAAUCUUGGCCUCAUCCACAUGGUCCGAUCUGAAGAGGCACUGCGCCGAUGAAGAAAUUUUCGAAAAAUUUUUCAAUAUUUUUAAGCAACGAAAAUGGACCCCAUCUGAUCCAAAAGAAGGAAAUAUGAAAACGCCAAAACAUAUUUAUAUUAUUUUGAAAACAAAGGAUGUUAUUAUACUACGGGGAGAGAAUAAACUUUCGCCUUACCUCGUAAACAUUGCUGUAUGGGUGUAUGAGCACAAGGUGGCACAUAUGAGUAUCUAUGUGGCUGAGUGUCUUUUGGACUCUGUCUUCUUCGAUGACUUGGCGCGUGGGUUGCAGAGACGCGGAUUCUUGAUGAUUCCGUCCGCAGGGGGUGUUGCCGAUGUUGGAAGUGUUGCCGAUGAUGGCGAUGAUAUGUCUAAGCCGCGCAACGCCACUAACCUUUUCAUCGGGCAUACACACGAAUUCACUGUCACGAAGUGCAGCCCCCCGGAAACGUCCCACACGCUCCACCUAAAGUUCGUGAACAAAUCGAACGCGCACAACAGACUCAUCGACAUAGCGGAGGGGAGCAACAUCACUUCACAAGGGGAAGUAGUAACAGACGCACUCCGCCACCCUAUGUGCAAUAAAACUGUGGACGGAUCAAUAAGAAAAAUUAUCGACUUUGAUAAAAAAAUGUUAUUCGAAGAAAAGAGAAAAACAUUCCAGAGGGUAUGCUACGUUCUCUUUUUUCUCUUCACCGAAGUGAAACAAAUAAGUAUAACACAGUUAAAGCGACUCCUUCCUUCCAUGUGCAAGAAGGUGGAAUGGGGCGUGGCGCAUAUUAUAAAACGCAGCACCUGUUUCGUUACACAACUAGGGGUAUUAUACUCUCCGGUGGAUACAAGCGAAAGCAACCUUUGGGAGAAGACUCAGACACAGAAGACGAGAACAAAAAUUUCAAGUGUUAAUUGUACCAUGGAAGAAGUAGAGAAGAGGGACGACUUCCCUUGUAAAGAUAAGGAACCUGAAGGAGAUACAAAAACAACACUUGCACUUAUGAAUGAAUUUCUCAAAAACUCUAUCGUAAAAGAUGAGCAAUCAAUAGACACCAUAAAGCAGUUAAUAGAGAACAACAUACCUCUGUAUGUCCAACCCAUAUGCAAUGAUAUUUUCGAAGCUUCUUUUAACGAUACACAAGUGGAUGUCGUUCUGUCCUUAAGAAUAGGCCUCAUUGAUUAUUUGGCUUAUACACUUCAACGUUAUCAGAAUGGGAAUUCCCUACACAAAGAAAAUUUCUUCUCCUUUUUCAAGGAUUAUUUCAGUUCCUUUUUUUUUUUGUAUAAUGUUAUUCACCCUUUUAACAAGGACGGGAUUCAGCCUUGGGUUUUGUCCAACGCGGAGGUGUAUGAAUUUUUUGAUUACAGCGUUGCGUCUGUGAGACAGGCACUGGCUUACUACGGCAAUUCUCUGCAAAGGCAUGGCUGCUGA